ACAAACAGACAGGUAACCGUGUCGAUGUGUGUGGAGGACAGACGUCCCAUCAGAAACUUUAAAGAAGGCAAACAAAGCAAGAAGAUACACGAAUAAAAAACAAAAACAAAUUCACAAGACACCGUGGUUAAAAUAAUAAUAAAUACACACUAAAUUAUCUUCAACGUAAUAUAAAAAAAAAACAUCUUCAAAAGAGAAUCGUGUUUCUGUACCAAAGAACAAAAAAAAAAAAAAUCAGCUAGAAGAUUUCAACAGAAAAAAAUAAAUAUUCGCGUCUCCUCUAGCUCAGGCUAUUGACUGCCCAGCUUUCAGAUAAGCAGGAAGAAAUUACUCAACCCCCAACGCUAACCAAAACAGCAAAGCCUCUGUUUUAAAAAACGGUAUGUGCCGAGUGAAAUCUCUGGAAGCCCUGAGCAAAUUGUAACUCCCGACCUAGCUCAAACCGGCCGGACACGUUUGUUGCCUUCAGACUUUCGGAACAGGAAGCGACGUCAUCAGAGCCAACAAGGUGUCGCCACGAGAAUGAGAUUAUUAUGUCACCUAACGGUGCUGUGUGCCCUUAUAUGGCACUGUGAGGCGGGGGUCCAGGCCCACGACCCCCAGGAUCUGCAGACGGCUUUCAAUUUAUUUAACUGGUUAAAGGGACUGGUCGGUAGCGGCACUGACCAGAGCACUAGCAGUGUCAUCAAGUACAACGAUAAUUUAGUGACGAAAUGUCCACCAAACGUGAUGUUUGUACUGGACGGCUCAGACAGCGUGUCACCCAUCGGGUUCCAGCACGCCAAGACGGCCCUUAUACGGGAGAUCAGGGCCGUGACCAAAGCUUUCGCUGACACGCACGUCGGCGUCAUCAUGUUCAGCGACGUGACGGAAGAGAUUCCCAUCAAGCCGCGAACAGCCCAGGAGAUAGAGCUGCUCGUCAAGCAGGUGGACGAACUCAAACAGCCCAGGAGGAAGACAGCCAUCCCGACAGCUUUACGUAGAGCUAGGCAAAACCUCCUCGACUACUCCGCGAUCGAAGCCCGCGCCUACAACGGUGAGAGAAGCGGGAACAUCAUCGUCUUGUUGUCUGACGGUAACCCUGACAACCAGAGGGCCACCAUACAGGAAGCUAAAAUCGCAAAAGAUCGAGAAAUUCUUAUAAUCAGCUUAUCGCUGGAGGACGCUCUGUUGGAGCUACUGAAAGACAUUUCACACAUCGUACAGGAGUACAGAACGGCCAUCGACUGGUCUUCACUUGUGGCCUGUCCAGCUACGAUACUGCCGCCAGUCCCGAAAAAUUCAACAUGUCGUGAUGUACUGUUUGUGGUGGACGGGUCCGACAGCGUCCUGAGACGUAAGGAAACCGUACGUCAGUACCUGGCAUACACGGCUAUGCGCUACCGUUACGUCAACAACGCUAUUGGGGUCAACAUUUAUGGGACAGAUCCCAAUGUUCAGCCAGGGGACACCAGAAUAAGGCUGAUGGAAGACAAAUAUCUCCUGGCUGAGAAAAUUCGCAUGACCUUGAAGUUCCCACGGACGGGAGGAACCGGUACCGACCUGGCGGUGAUACAGUCCGUGGGGAUGCUGGAUGACGACAUCAGGGACAGGCCGUCCUCGUUGGUUCUCAUCACAGACGGGCCCCCUUUUGAUGCUGAUGCAACAAGACAGGCCAUCCAGCAAGCACGUGAUCGCGGCUACCCAGUCAUCAUCAUCCGGGUUGGCACCGCCAUGACGGAUCAAGUUCUCUUGGUGCUAUCCGGCGGGGACAGGACCAACGUCUUCAGCGUCAACUCCUUCACCGACCUGUUCUCUGUCCGGCUCAGCGAGAUUCUGUGUUCCGGAUACAGCGGUCAAUGCCCCCUCAAUCAACAAUCUUGCAGGGCACCUUUCGUGUUCGACCAGCGAACCUGCGCAUGUGCCUGUUCGACGCCCUGUCCGAACGAGAAAACCCACGACGCCAACUGCAACUGUAUGUGCGUGAACCAGUGUCCAGCCGGCCAGCAGCAAGAUGACUCCUGCAGAUGCUUCUGCCCCAACACCUGCCCGCAGGGAACCCGACAGCUUGAGGAUUGCUCAUGCAGUGCCUGUCCCACACGCUGCGACAAUGGCCAGUUUCAAGAUGGCAACUGCGCAUGUCAGUGUAACAACGUCUGCCCAGUGGGAACAACACGUGGUCCCAACUGCAACUGUGUCGAUGAAAAGGGCGCCUGUCUGUUAACGGCAGCUGACUGCACUCGCCCCCAAGUUCUCGAUACAACCCAAGUCCCUUGCCGCUGUGCUUGUCCAAGAACCUGCCCUACAACCGCCAGAGUCACUGGAGUCUGCGACUGCACUUGUCUCGACACACGUCUCAUUUACAACGCAACAACAAAUUCUUGUGACGCCAGAUGUAGAAAUACUUGUCCGAGUGGUCAGCAACCGGAUUUAAACAACAACUGCGCUUGUGGGUGCACGAACACUUGUCCCUCUGGUCAGUUUGCCGAUGUGAGCAGAAACUGUCGGUGUGCAUGCAGCAGGGCGUGUCCACCAGGUCAGUUAGCCAAUGCCAACAACAGCUGCACGUGUGAGUGCAGCAACACCUGUCCUAGCGGGCAGAUCCCGAACAUCGUCAACAAUUGUCAGUGCUCGGCUAGAUGCACAAACGCGUGUCCUUCAGGGCAGGUCGCUGACCCCAGUAGGAACUGCCAGUGUGGGUGUAACAACAGGUGCCCCAGCGGCCAGACCCCAGACGCCACCACCUGCGCCUGCGUCUGCAAUAACAGGUGCCCUACAGGUCAACGACCCGACGCCAGUCAAGAUUGUGCUUGCGUAUGCACGAACAGCUGCCCCAGCGGUCAACAGCCGGAUGUGGCUAACGGCUGUGCCUGCACGUGCUCAAGGUCCUGCCCCACGGGUCAGUUCGCUCACCCAAACAACAACUGCAACUGUCAGUGCACCAAUACCUGCCCCAACGGCGUGCUGGCAAGUGUCAGUAACAACUGCAACUGCCCCGGGUGUACGAAUACCUGUCCCGCAGGACAAACUCCGAACCCUACUAGCAACUGCGCAUGUCAAUGCAGCAACAGAUGCGCAACAGGGCAAGUAGCAGACCCGGCCAACAACUGCAGAUGUGGAUGUGCUAAUGUAUGCAGUGGGGGACAAACAGCAGACCCGAACAAUGGAUGCAGAUGUACGUGCAGCAAUACUUGCCCGAGGGGCCAGUUUGUCGACACCAGCAACAACUGCAAAUGCACGUGUUCUAACGUGUGUCCAAGAGGUCAAUCAGCGAACCCAGGCAAUGACUGCAGCUGUGAGUGCUCAAAUAAAUGCUACAAUGGUCAGCCAGCUUUGAUCAGUAGGAACUGUGUGUGUGCCGAUUGCUCAAACAUUUGUCCCCAAGGCCUAACUCCGAACCCGAAUAACAACUGUGCUUGUCAAUGUUCGAAUGUAUGUCCAAAUGGUCAAAGACCUAAUCCAGACAAUGGAUGCGCUUGUCAAUGCACAAAUACAUGUCCAAAUGGUCAAGCACCAAAUCCAGAUAACGGAUGCAUUUGUAGAUGUGCAAAUACUUGUCAAAGAGGACUAUCACCAAAUCCAGACAACAGAUGCGCUUGUGAAUGCACAAAUACCUGUCCAAAUGGUCAAGCACCAAAUCCAGACAAUGGAUGCGCUUGUCGAUGCGCAAAUAGAUGUCCUAGUGGUCAAGCACCUAUUCUAAGCAGAGGAUGCGCUUGUGAAUGCACAAAUACCUGUCCAAGUGGCCAAGCACCGAAUCCAAAUACUGGAUGCACAUGUCAAUGUCCCAAUUCCUGCCAAACAGGUUAUUCACCAAAUCCAAACAGAGAAUGCGCUUGUGAAUGCACAAAUACCUGUCCAAGAGGACUAUCACCCAAUCCAGACAACAGAUGCGCUUGUGAAUGCACAAAUACAUGUCCUAGUGGUCAAGCACCAAAUCCAGACAAUGGAUGCGCUUGUCAAUGCAUAAAUACCUGUCCGAGUGGUCAAGCACCUAAUCAAAACAGUGGAUGCGCUUGUCAAUGCACAAAUACCUGUCCAAGUGGUCAAGCACCAAAUCUAAACAAAGGAUGCACUUGUGAAUGCACAAAUACCUGUCCAAGUGGUCAAGCACCAAAUCUAAAUAAUGGAUGCAGAUGUCAAUGUACCAAUUCCUGCCCAACAGGUCAAUCGCCAAAUCCAGACAACAGAUGCGCUUGUCAAUGCACAAAUACAAAUACAUGUCCAAAUGGCCAAGCACCAAAUCCAGAUAAUGGAUGCGCAUGUCAAUGCACAAGAACCUGUCCUAAUGGUCAAAGACCAAAUCCAGAAAAUGGCUGCGCUUGUCAAUGCAUAAAUACAUGUCCAAAUGGUCAAGCACCAAAUCCAGAUAACGGAUGCAUUUGUAGAUGUGCAAAUACUUGUCAAAGAGGACUAUCACCAAAUCCAGACAAUAGAUGCGCUUGUGAAUGCACAAAUACAAAUACCUGUCCAAAUGGUCAAGCACCAAAUCCAGACAAUGGAUGCGCUUGUCAAUGCGCAAAUAGAUGUCCUAGUGGUCAAGCACCUAAUCUAAUUAGAGGAUGCGCUUGUGAAUGCACAAAUACCUGUCCAAAUGGUCAAGCACCAAAUCCAGACAAUGGAUGCGCUUGUCAAUGCGCAAAUAGAUGUCCUAGUGGUCAAGCACCUAAUCUAAUUAGAGGAUGCGCUUGUGAAUGCACAAAUACCUGUCCAAAUGGUCAAGCACCAAAUCCAGACAAUGGAUGCGCCUGUCAAUGCGCAAAUAGAUGUCCUAGUGGUCAAGCACCUAAUCUAAUUAGAGGAUGCGCUUGUGAAUGCACAAAUACCUGUCCAAAUGGUCAAGCACCAAAUCCAGACAAUGGAUGCGCUUGUCAAUGCGCAAAUAGAUGUCCUAGUGGUCAAGCACCUAAUCUAAUUAGAGGAUGCGCUUGUGAAUGCACAAAUACCUGUCCAAAUGGUCAAGCACCAAAUCCAGACAAUGGAUGCGCUUGUCAAUGCGCAAAUAGAUGUCCUAGUGGUCAAGCACCUAAUCUAAUUAGAGGAUGCGCUUGUGAAUGCACAAAUACCUGUCCAAACGGUCAAGCACCAAAUCCAGACAAUGGAUGCGCUUGUCGAUGCGCAAAUAGAUGUCCUAGUGGUCAAGCACCUAAUCUAAUUAGAGGAUGCGCUUGUGAAUGCACAAAUACCUGUCCAAAUGGUCAAGCACCAAAUCCAGACAAUGGAUGCGCUUGUAGAUGUGCAAAUACUUGUCAAAGAGGACUAUCACCAAAUCCAGACAAUAGAUGCGCUUGUGAAUGCACAAAUACAAAUACCUGUCCAAAUGGUCAAGCACCAAAUCCAGACAAUGGUUGCGCUUGUCAAUGCGCAAAUAGAUGUCCUAGUGGUCAAGCACCUAAUCUAAUUAGAGGAUGCGCUUGUGAAUGCACAAAUACCUGUCCAAAUGGUCAAGCACCAAAUCCAGACAAUGGAUGCGCUUGUCAAUGCGCAAAUAGAUGUCCUAGUGGUCAAGCACCUAAUCUAAUUAGAGGAUGCGCUUGUGAAUGCACAAAUACCUGUCCAAAUGGUCAAGCACCAAAUCCAGACAAUGGAUGCGCUUGUCAAUGCGCAAAUAGAUGUCCUAGUGGUCAAGUACCUAAUCUAAGCAGAGGAUGCGCUUGUGAAUGCACAAAUACCUGUCCAAGUGGUCAAGCACCGAAUCCAAAUACUGGAUGCACAUGUCAAUGUCCCAAUUCCUGCCAAACAGGUUAUUCACCAAAUCCAAACAGAGGAUGCGCUUGUGAAUGCACAAAUACCUGUCCAAGAGGACUAUCACCCAAUCCAGACAACAGAUGCGCUUGUGAAUGCACAAAUACAUGUCCUAGUGGUCAAGCACCAAAUCCAAACAGUGGAUGCGCUUGUCAAUGCACAAAUACCUGUCCAAGUGGUCAAGCACCAAAUCCAAAUAAUGGAUGCAGAUGUCAAUGUCCCAAUUCUUGCCCAACAGGUCAAUCACCUAAUAUAAACAGAGGAUGCAUUUGUGAAUGCACAAAUUCCUGUCCAAAUGGCCAAGUACCUAAUCCAAAUACUGAAUGCAGAUGUCAAUGUCCCAAUUCUUGCCCAACAGGUCAAGCGCCUAAUCUAAACAGAGGAUGCACUUGCGAAUGCACAAAUACAUGUCCUAGUGGUCAAGCACCGAAUCCAAAUACUGGAUGCACAUGUCAAUGUCCCAAUUCCUGCCAAACAGGUUAUUCACCAAAUCCAAACAGAGGAUGCGCUUGUGAAUGCACAAAUACCUGCCCAAGAGGACAAUCACCCAAUCCAGACAACAGAUGCGCUUGUGAAUGCACAAAUACAUGUCCUAGUGGUCAAGCACCAAAUCCAGACAAUGGAUGCGCUUGUCAAUGCAUAAAUACCUGUCCGAGUGGUCAAGCACCUAAUCAAAACAGUGGAUGCGCUUGUCAAUGCACAAAUACCUGUCCAAGUGGUCAAGCACCAAAUCUAAACAAAGGAUGCACUUGUGAAUGCACAAAUACCUGUCCAAGUGGUCAAGCACCAAAUCUAAAUAAUGGAUGCAGAUGUCAAUGUGCCAAUUCCUGCCCAACAGGUCAAUCGCCAAAUCCAGACAACAGAUGCGCUUGUCAAUGCACAAAUACAAAUACAUGUCCAAAUGGCCAAGCACCAAAUCCAGACAAUGGUUGCGCUUGUCAAUGCACAAGAACCUGUCCUAAUGGUCAAAGACCAAAUCCAGACAAUAGAUGCGCUUGUGAAUGCACAAAUACAAAUACCUGUCCAAAUGGUCAAGCACCAAAUCCAGACAAUGGUUGCGCUUGUCAAUGCGCAAAUAGAUGUCCUAGUGGUCAAGCACCUAAUCUAAUUAGAGGAUGCGCUUGUGAAUGCACAAAUACCUGUCCAAAUGGUCAAGCACCAAAUCCAGAAAAUGGCUGCGCUUGUCAAUGCGCAAAUAGAUGUCCAAAUGGUCAAGCACCAAAUCCAGAUAACGGAUGCAUUUGUAGAUGUGCAAAUACUUGUCAAAGAGGACUAUCACCAAAUCCAGACAAUAGAUGCGCUUGUGAAUGCACAAAUACAAAUACCUGUCCAAAUGGUCAAGCACCAAAUCCAGACAAUGAUUGCGCUUGUCAAUGCGCAAAUAGAUGUCCUAGUGGUCAAGCACCUAAUCUAAUUAGAGGAUGCGCUUGUGAAUGCACAAAUACCUGUCCAAAUGGUCAAGCACCAAAUCCAGACAAUGGAUGCACUUGUCAAUGCGCAAAUAGAUGUCCUAGUGGUCAAGCACCUAAUCUAAUUAGAGGAUGCGCUUGUGAAUGCUCAAAUACCUGUCCAAGUGGUCAAGCACCAAAUCUAAAUAAUGGAUGCAGAUGUCAAUGUGCCAAUUCCUGCCCAACAGGACAAUCACCCAAUCCAGACAACAGAUGCGCUUGUGAAUGCACAAAUACAUGUCCUAGUGGUCAAGCACCAAAUCCAGACAAUGGAUGCGCUUGUCAAUGUGCAAAUAGAUGUCCAAGUGGUCUUCUACCAAAUCCCAGCAAUUGCAUUUGCCAAUGUCCGAACUCUUGCCCAAGUGGUCAAGUUGCGAACCCAGCCAACAGUUGCACUUGUGAAUGCUCUAAUACCUGCCCUAACGGCCAGCGUGCCGAGGUCAUUAAUCGAUGUGCUUGUCCUGCUAUUUGUACAACAACGUGUCCAGUAGGCAAAAGGCUGAACAUAAAUACCUGCAGCUGUGAAUGUAUCAACACCUGCCCCGUGGCGAGUACCGUUCAGGAUCCCAAUACCUGUGCCUGCUCGUGCAAAGACACGCUUGCAAUCUACAACUCAAGUUCACAGCUUUGUGACAAGGGCUUUUGCACUUUGACCUGCAGUGCCCCGCAAAUCCUUGAUGCUGCAUCCUGCACUUGUGUUUGUCCAUCACAGUGCCCUAUCAAUGCUGAAAGAAAAGGCACUUGUGAUUGUCUGUGCUUUGAUUCCAACCUAGUCUACAACAGUGCAAGAAAUAUAUGUGAACGAAGACAGACCUGUCCGCAGAAUUGCCCAGUAAACAGUAUUCAAGGGUCUGACUGCUCAUGCAAGUGUUCUCAGGGAUUUUCUUUCAAUCAGACCACCAGGCAAUGUGACCCUGUCACUACAUAUGCUGUCUGCUCACGUAGCGAACUGACAUGUGAAAAUAACCAGGUUGCCUACAAGGACUGUAAUGGCCGCUGUUUCUGUGCUUGUGGAACUAAUUUUGCUGGCCCUCGGUGUGAAAUCAGAAUUCAAGCUCAGCUUUGUGACAACUGCUUCUAUGACAACGGCCAUUAUCAUGCUGGAGUGGUGGGAUACUGCGACCUGUUUGUCAACUGUGUGCCCUCAGGGAACUCCUCCACAAGAGAUCCUGCAGUGCGUCCUUCAGAGUUCACUCCCUUCAUCAUGUCCUGUGCACCAGGAACAUACUACAUCACCAGGCCCAAUGGAUGGAGGGGAUGCGACUUUUUGGAGAAUGGUAUUUGUUUAGCAGACAAGUGCCAAACCAUGGCUCCAGGCUCCAAAUAUCCAGACCCUGGUUCAUGCCAGAGUUACUGGGAGUGUGACGCCAACAGGAAGCUCUCUGGCAAAGGCUGCUGCGAGGCUGGACAAGGAUUUGAUUCCAGGACUCAAAGGUGUGUGGCUAACGCAAACUGCCCAGUGACCUGCGGACCACAGGCACCAAUGAUCUGCAAUAAUAAUACAGUGGAGUGUCCAUUUGUUGUCACCGCCAACGACCCCAACGAAUACUUUUACAAGGAAGUGCCCUGGGCCAAGCUGAGAUGUCAAACUGGAGACAUUAUGGAUCUGACCAUCUGCAACUGUAGACAUUUGGUGGAUCAGAGACCUCUUGCAUGUGACGCUGUCAUCAACUUCACAUUUGAGACCGAGGGCGUCACAGAGGAGGAUCAUGUCCCCAGGGUUCUCCUCCCUGGCAUUGGCUCGGUGGCUAACUUUAGUGGUUCAGACAACAUAGUCUUCAAGUACUUUGCUGGCUCAGGGUUCUACACCGACUACUUCCAAAUCAACAUGAAGCUCUUUGUGCCCCACCCUCCCACUGGAAACCAGAGGGUUGCCGUGGCAACCAAUGCUGACUGCAGGGUGAAAGAGUCUGUGUCCAUUACCAUGGACAGCACAAAUUUCUAUUUUAAGAUUUAUCAACUAGAAUCAGACACACCUUGUGAGAUAGCUAUUCCAUUUGCUGGUCUUGCUGAUAGGAAUGGCUGGUUUGAUGUGGCUUUGGUGUACAAGCGAUUGAGCCCAGAGGCGUUUGAAUUUUCUGGAAAGGUUGGAGCAAAUACACAAAAAUACACUGGGAAAGUAGUCCUCUCCAAUUACAUUGAUAUGAGAAUGUGUGCUCUUCACCUUGGCUAUGGCUUCAACUAUGCUAGCCUGGUUGGCUUUGUCGACAAUUUCCAAGUAUGGCGCUGCAACCCAAAUAUUCUUGUUUAAAAUGAGAGAACAGCUGAAAGAAAACUACGUCACAUUGAAAGUCCAAACUGUGAUUUGUUUUAAAACAAAAAAAAAAAACCCUUGAAAUCCAGAUCAUUUUUUAAAUUUCAAACGUUAAAUUGGACGAGUAACAUAUUUACUUCAUUAAUCAUUCAUGUGUGAAUGUUGUAAAAUGAAGCCAUAAAAGUGAUAAAAAUUACACAUUUACUUUUUAAACAUAUUUUCAAAGAAAAAUAAAUAUUAAUUAUUAUAGUGUAGGGAAGUUAGGUGUUAUAAAACAUUUAAUCUUUUUUUUUUUCACUUUUUUUGUUAUCUAAUAGUAAGAAAUUGUUUAUAUUUAGAUUAUUUCAGAAUUUUCCUCUAGACAUUUAUCUGGAUGCUUUCUAGAUAGUAACUAAUUAAAAAUGGUGUUGCGCUUGUGUGAAUAAAUGUUACAUAAUUUCUGAUAAUUCUAAAAAGUCAAUUAAUUUGUUUGGUAACAGUUCUUUGUCUAAUCCUUAUUGUUUUUUUUUAACUCUGUAACACAAAAAUUUGUAUAAAAAUUGUUCAAAUAUAUUGAGGGCAUAUAAAAAAGCACCUCAUCAAUUGUUAUACCCAACACUUAAUUCAUAUCAUGAUGUACUGCUGAAAUCUUCACAAGUUGUAAACAUUUGCUUGUUGUUUUCUGUACCCUUGUUCAAGGAAAAAAAACAGGAUGUUAAACAUUAAAACUCAGAAAUAAAAAUGAUUUUUUAAUCUGAA
Molecule: messenger RNA, 10164 nt
Organism: Physella acuta
Lineage: Eukaryota; Metazoa; Mollusca; Gastropoda; Physidae
Product: balbiani ring protein 3
Cellular component (GO): extracellular region
Molecular function (GO): chitin binding; protein binding
Source: RefSeq, a predicted model, not a curated record